Linepithema humile (Argentine ant) is the source of this 4058-nucleotide messenger RNA. It is a transcript of the gene Rbp6, whose product is annotated as RNA-binding protein 6. The record is from RefSeq and is a predicted model, not a curated record. Gene Ontology annotation, molecular function: mRNA binding. Gene Ontology annotation, biological process: regulation of translation. Gene Ontology annotation, cellular component: cytoplasm. Lineage: Eukaryota; Metazoa; Arthropoda; Insecta; Hymenoptera; Formicidae.
GAACCUCUCGCAGAGCGCGUCGCACGUCCGAGUACCGGCCGCCGCCCGUCAUCAGUAGUCGCCGUACCGCGCAGCCACGUAACCUCUCACCUUCUCCUUAGUUUUUAGUAGUCGGUAGUGUGAGGAGAGUGCGGAGAGAGAAAGAGAGCGAAAGAUAAGGAGAGAGUAAUCGGCGAAGGGAGACAAGGAAAGAGAGUAAUAUCGGAGCCGAGAGAAGCAAGCGAGAGGUCGACAGCCUUUUUCCCUCGUGUACUCUAUUAGUUGUCGUCGUCAUCGUCCUCGUACUCGUCCUCCUCGUCGUUGUCGUCGUCAUCCUUGCCGCCGUUGUUGUCAUCGUCGUUGUCAUCGUCGUUAUUCGGCGCGACAAGCGCGGGUAUCCUGACCCACAAUCCGUUCGCACGCCUCCUCCGUCGUCAAUAACGCGCUCUCGUUGUAGUGCCGCGCGAUCAUCAGCGAACGCGCCACCCUUCGUGAUUGUGGAGUGAUCAAAAGGAUAGAUAGAGCGACAGAGAGAAAGAGGAGAAGACGGGAGGAAAAUAAUACGCGAGAGAAAGUUCCGAAAAACGCAGCGGGAAGAGCAGCGCGGAGCAAGUUUCGAGGGAAAUCUCGCGCGCGUCGUGACACCACCCCUUGCACAUCACGAGCAUCGUCGCGACGACGCUCGCCGCUGCCGUCGGCGACGUGAUUACCGUCGCGAGCAUCGACGAGGACACCGUCCGCCGCAACAGCAAUACUAACAACAAUCAACAACAACAACAACAAUAGUAGCCAGCAGCACCACUGCACCGGACGAAAACAAAACUAACGGACGAACUCGUUGAGCACCGUCGCUUCCACCCCAAACACGCGAGAGUAUCGCGACGACGACGACACCGAGUAAUCGUGCGCCGCGCACUGCUAUGGAAUCCCAGAAUCAGGAGAUUGUAGCGAGCGGGUCGCCCGCCGAGGUGCCGAACGAUCCCGGGAAAAUGUUCAUCGGCGGUCUAUCUUGGCAGACCAGUCCAGAGAGUCUCAGGGAGUAUUUCACCAAGUAUGGAGACAUCACAGAAGUCAUGGUAAUGAAAGAUCCCACUACACGACGGUCAAGGGGCUUUGGAUUCAUCACAUUCGCAGAUCCUGCAAGCGUAGACAAAGUGCUGGCGCAGGGCAAUCACGAGCUGGACGGCAAGAAAAUCGACCCAAAGGUAGCAUUUCCUAGGAGAACACAUCCAAAGAUGGUGACAAGGACAAAGAAGAUAUUUGUCGGGGGAUUAUCGGCGCCGACGACGCUGGAGGACGUCAAAAAUUACUUCGAACAAUUCGGUCCAAUCGAGGAUGCUAUGCUGAUGUUCGACAAACAAACUAACAGGCAUAGAGGCUUUGGAUUUGUCACGUUUCAAAGCGAGGAUGUCGUUGACAAAGUCUGCGAGAUCCAUUUCCACGAAAUCAACAACAAAAUGGUCGAGUGCAAGAAGGCACAGCCAAAGGAAGUGAUGCUCCCAGCGAAUCUGGCAAAGACGCGAGCGGCCAGCAGAGGCGCAUACGAUUUUAUGUGGUCCCUGGGAGCAUUACCUGAUGGUUUCCCAGCGGCAGCGUACGCGGCAUACGCGGCGGGCCGCGGCUAUUCUGGGUACCCUAGUUUCGGAUUACCCUACCCGACAGGAGUGCCGGCGGUAUACUACCACGGAACAGGAAGUGAGAAUGCAAGCCGCGCGUAUACGGAGGCGCCGAUGCAACAUGUCCAACGCAAUGCACUCCGGAAGAAAUUGGAUCUAACCAAUGGACAGCUCACUCCAAACAACAACACGCCCUUACUUACACAAGCACUUUCUGUGAUGAACAACUACCAGGCGGCCGCAGCGCAGGCCGGAUUCCCACCGGCGUCGCCGCACGCCGCCGGCGGCCACGGUGGGCCGCAGGGCCGAUCUUUCCCGGCGGCCAAUUCGCCGGGCCCAAUUGACAUGUACAGCUCGAGCGCCGCCGCCGCAGCAGCAGCCGCAGCCGCGGAUUCCGCAGUCGCAAGCUACGUCCAGGCCGCAGCUAGCCCGCAGCCCCCCACGACCGCGUUCCCCGCGAUCGCCGUAUCCCGUGCCCCGCUCAACUACAGUCCCGGACCUCUAAUACCAGCGGCGUUCACUAAUGGCUACCAUUGAGCCUUGUCAAGACCUAAUAGCAGGAUGGACGAGACGGCAGAACGCAGCACGGUCGCCUGAUAUAAUAAGCAACACGGAGGAUUUAAGACAGCUAUAACACAAUGAAUGAUCUCUGGACGAAAAAGAAAACACACACACGUCUAUUACAAAUGAUGAUCGAAAGUUGCAAUAUAUUUGAGCAAAAUUUGCUCGAAAACAGAUAAUAGUCGAGCAGACGACAACGAUCAAGUAAGAUCCAUUCGAUAUAACUUCAAAGUUCAGGUUGUAAACAACUGGAAUAUAAUAUUACGCGAAUAAUACAUAUAACGCAUUAAGAAAGAAUUUAGAGCAUUAAAUCCAAGCAGUUGGAUGCAACUGUAGUUAGAGAAAAGAAAAUGAAUACUGUUGAAGCAAAAGGAGAAAAUUAAUACAACGGGGAAGACGUCCAGAGAAGAACAAAGAAAAAAAAACGCAAAAAGAACGGCAGGAAGACCGACUGUCAGACAGAAACAGGAAGAGGAAAUAACGCGCGCUGCAAUAGGCUAAACUAUGGCCGAAACUGCGUAUUGACGCCAGCCCGUUCUCCGACAUUAAUAAAAAGAAUAAUAAUAUAAUAAUAAUAAAUUAAAUUAAUAUUAUUAAUUGCUAAAUAUUUAAGCGGUUAAGUCUAGAAUAUAUAAAUAGUAUAUAUAUAUAUAAAAAUAUAAAUAUAUAUAUACAUAUAUAUAUAUAUAUAUAAAUAUAUAAAUAAUUGAUAAUUAUUAGACGAUAACGUAUGAUUUCUAGUAUUUAAGGCAGAUAAAGAGACGGAAGAGAUACCAACUCUCACGAAUAUAAUAAUUAUAACUAUUAAUUAUUACAUGAUUACUAUGGCGAUUGCAAUUAUUAAUGAGCGCCAUGUACUGCGCGUGCCCGCAUAAAUAUAUUACAUAAUGAUAGGCACAUACACAUUACGCGUUCACACCUGGGAAAGACUUUGUUUUUGAGCUUUCAAGUUUUAAUCGUAAGCGCGAGGAGGUUUAAGGAAUUUAAUCGCGGCCGAGAAGGACGAUGACGCGGAGAAGAGAGAAAAGGAUAAAAGGCUGAUGAAAAAUUAGAAUGGAUAAAUUAAGGGAUCUUUUUUGCUGCUCUUUCUCUGCGCCUCCACUUGCAAAUUCAAGCUCCUUCUUCUCUCCCAACGUGCCUUUUCGCUAGCUACAUGGCGGAACGGUGCUUCUUUCCUAUCCUGUCGCAGUUCUGCUUUCCCGGGUGCGUAACGAAUUAACAAAGCAAAAGAAUAUAAUGGCGCGCGAAUGAGGGAGUUAUAUACGUAGGCGUGUUAUAUAUUUGACGUCACGCUAUUAGCAUUUCUUGCGGGAGGGAAAAAAAACAUGCAAGAAUAUAGCGUUGAGAGAUGAUGAGAGGCGCAAUAGCGGAAGACUUUCAGGAGGGAAAAAAAAAAUAGUACUAGAUAAUAUCAUUAGAAUCACAGAGUAGCGAAAGUUCUUUAGUCGCAUUUCGUCGACGAAUCCGUCGUUUAUAUCCCAAUAAAUAAACACGAUUACUUAAUGCAUGUAUAUAACGAUUGUGUAUAAUUAUAAUUAUAAAUUUUAUAAAAGAAUACUGUGUUUUAUGGCAAUAAACAUGUUUCGCGGUGACUGAAAGAAUUUUAGAAGCUAUCAUUAAUAAUUUCUUUAUUGUUGUAUUAACUGUAAUAUUCAAUUACGUUACGGCAAAGUCGCUCAACGCGACGUCGAUGGCCUUGCUUUCAAAUUAGGGAUAUAAAUGGCGUUGAUUUGUGCCACUGCGUAAUUCUAAUUGACACUGAACGCUCGCUUCAAAGUUCCGCACGGAGCUUCCGUUUACGGAAGCGCCAGACGAUGUGUGUGGAUGUUAUGAAUCGGCCACUGUAUAGCUUUAAAACCGAUUACAUGCAGUAAUUAUCUCAUUACAUAUAUACAUAUAUUA